AUGUGGAAGCUGAACAAGAGCAAAGUGCUUCUGGGCAACUCCCCCGAGGAGGAGGAGGGCCUGCGGGAGGGGAAGCCGCCGCCGCCAACGUCGGCACCCUCUGCAGCCGCACAGGUUCAAGGAGCAAGUUUUCGAGGUUGGAAAGAAGUGACUUCUUUGUUUAAUAAGGAUGAUGAACAACAUUUACUGGAAAGAUGUAAAUCUCCCAAAUCUAAAGGAGCUAAUUCACGAUUAAAAGAAGAGUUGAAGACAGAGAAGAAAUCUGGAUUUUGGGACAAUUUGGUUUUGAAACAGAGUACACAGUCUAAGAAACCAGAUGAAAUUGAAGGUUGGGAGCCUCCAAAUUUUGCUCUUGAAGAUGUAGCUGCUGAUUCGAGUGACCCCAUGAGUGACCAUUUGUCUUGGCCAGGUUGGGAAGAUCAUACUAAAGGCUCUACUAAGUAUACCACUCUAACCAGCUCAGGAAAUAGCUCCAGAUGGAGCAUCAAGUCAGCUGGAAAAUUGGUCAGUAUUCGACGACAGAGCAAAGGUAAUCUUACUGAUGACUGGGAAGAAUUGGAAUGA
Molecule: messenger RNA, 564 nt
Organism: Elephantulus edwardii (Cape elephant shrew)
Lineage: Eukaryota; Metazoa; Chordata; Mammalia; Macroscelidea; Macroscelididae
Gene: TDRP
Product: testis development related protein
Exons: 3
Coding region: 1-564 (187 amino acids)
Biological process (GO): spermatogenesis
Cellular component (GO): nucleus; cytosol
Source: RefSeq, a predicted model, not a curated record